AUACAACUUGCCAAAGUAUGAGGUGAGGGUAAUUAUUUCAAAACCUUGGUUUGAUCCCUAAACUAAAUAAGGAAAAGCGGCUGCACCGCGCAGAGCAGAACCCAAGUGGUGAAAGAGUGGUGGCGGAAGAUGACGGAGGUGGCCAGAUCAGUGGUGCACGACGUUUUGGGGCAAAGAGUCGACGACGUAGACCAGCCAAUCGUCGAUUACAUCGUCAACGUCCUCGCCGACGAUGACUUCGACUUCGGCCUCCACGGCCAAGGCGCCUUCGAAGCCCUCGGCGAGCUCCUAGUCGCCGCCGGCUGCGUCGACGAUUUCUCUGAGUGCCGCUCCGUGUGCAGCACGCUCUGCGACAAGUUCGGCAAGCACGGUUUGGUGAAGGAGAAGCCGGCGGUGCGAAGCCUGGCGGCGCCGUUUCGGAUGAACGAAGGAAUGGACGACGGAGAAGCUCCGAAGAAGAAGCCGGAGCCCGUGGACGGCCCUCUGCUAUCGGAACGCGACCGUUUGAAGCUGGAGCGGCGGAAGCGCAAGGAGGAGCGUCAGCGCGAGGCGCAGUUCCAGAUGCAUCUCGCAGAGAUGGAGGCCGCACGUGCGGGGAUGCCGGUGGUGUGCGUGCGGCACGACAACAGCGGAGGACCCAACGUGAAGGACAUUCACAUGGAGGGCUUCAACAUCUCCGUUGGUGGGCGCGAUCUCAUUGUGGACGGCGCCGUCACGCUUUCUUUCGGGAGGCAUUACGGUUUGGUGGGAAGGAAUGGAACGGGGAAAACCACUUUCCUUAGGCACAUGGCUAUGCAUGCCAUUGAUGGCGUUCCCAGGAAUUGUCAGAUACUUCACGUCGAGCAGGAGGUCACGGGUGAUGAUAUCACCGCCUUGCAGUGUGUCCUCAACUCCGACAUUGAGAGGACUCAGCUUCUCACCGAAGAAGCCCAGUUACUCGCCAAACAGAGGGAAUUGGAGGACAAAGUUGAAAAGGGUGAUUCGAAUGGAGUGGCUGAUAGGGAUGGCAUUUCAGCAAGGCUUCAGGAAAUAUACAAGAGGCUUGAACUCAUUGAUGCUGAUUCUGCAGAGGCAAGAGCGGCAUCGAUACUAGCGGUGAGUUCAUUAUUGGUUUCAAUAUCGAUACUAGCGGGUUUGAGUUUCUCUCCCGAGAUGCAGAAGAAGCCAACAAAAACAUUUUCUGGAGGAUGGCGGAUGCGAAUAGCUCUUGCUCGUGCACUGUUUAUAGAGCCUGAUAUAUUGCUUCUUGAUGAGCCUACGAAUCAUCUUGAUCUUCAUGCUGUCUUAUGGCUUGAAUCAUACUUGGUUAAAUGGCCAAAAACAUUUAUUGUCGUUUCUCAUGCUAGAGAAUUUUUAAACACGGUUGUUACUGAUAUAAUUCACUUACAAAACCAAAAGCUGACUACUUAUAAAGGGGAUUAUGAUACUUUUGAGAAGACUCGACAAGAACAAGUUAAAAAUCAGCAAAAAGCAUUAGAGGCAAAUGAGCGUGCAAGAUCUCAUAUGCAGACCUUCAUUGACAAGUUCCGUUAUAAUGCGAAGAGGGCAUCACUUGUUCAAUCCAGAAUCAAGGCUUUGGAGCGAAUGGGCCAUGUAGAUGAAAUUGUUAAUGAUCCUGACUACAAAUUUGAGUUCCCCACUCCAGAUGAUAGACCUGGUGCACCAAUUAUAAGUUUCAGUGAUGCAUCAUUUGGUUAUCCUGGAGGGCCCACUCUGUUUAGGAAUUUGAACUUUGGGAUUGAUCUUGACAGCCGAAUUGCAAUGGUUGGACCAAAUGGCAUUGGCAAAUCAACUAUACUUAAGUUAAUUGCUGGGGACCUACAGCCCAGUUCUGGAACUGUCUUCCGUUCUGCUAAGGUUCGUAUAGCAGUGUUCAGUCAGCACCAUGUUGAUGGACUGGACUUAUCGUCAAAUCCUCUUCUGUAUAUGAUGCGCUGCUAUCCUGGAGUUCCAGAACAGAAGCUUCGAGCUCACUUAGGUUCUUUUGGUGUAACCGGAAAUCUCGCACUGCAGCCAAUGUAUACUUUGUCAGGUGGUCAGAAAAGCAGGGUUGCCUUUGCAAAGAUAACAUUUAAGAAGCCACACAUAAUAUUGCUUGAUGAGCCAUCCAAUCAUCUGGAUUUGGAUGCUGUUGAGGCUCUUAUUCAAGGUCUUGUGUUGUUCCAAGGAGGCAUUCUCAUGGUGAGUCACGAUGAGCACCUUAUCUCUGGAAGUGUGGAGGAACUAUGGGUUGUAUCCCAAGGAAGAGUGACACCAUUCCAUGGCACAUUCCAAGAUUAUAAGAAGAUACUCCAAUCAUCCUAGGAAAGCAAGUUACUAUUAAAACAUUAUAUUUUUGUGGAUAGAGACUACUCUUUGGUAACUGGAAGACACCUGGAUGGCGUUUUUUUUGCUGACCGUGUAAGCCUUCAUACAUCGGAAAAUCUGUACAAUUUUGCAAUUUAUCAAAAACUAUGUAUAAAUAACCCGAUUUGAAUGCAUUUUUAUUAUUUAAUGAGCACCAGUGGUGAUGGUAA
Cajanus cajan (pigeon pea) is the source of this 2516-nucleotide messenger RNA. It is a transcript of the gene ABCF3, whose product is annotated as general control non-repressible 3. NCBI's taxonomy places the organism in Eukaryota, Viridiplantae, Streptophyta, Magnoliopsida, Fabales, Fabaceae. Gene Ontology annotation, molecular function: ATP hydrolysis activity; ATP binding. The record is from RefSeq and is a predicted model, not a curated record.